AUGUUGAAAGUAACUAAGGCUCUUAAAAUACUAUCCCCAACCAAAACAUCUUUUAAGAAUGAAGGGAAAAGCAGGGGGGUGCAGAAGAGGCGGCCGGCUCUGCACUCGGCCCGGCCCGUACGCCGGGGGCCUCCCGGUCCUCGCGGCACAGCCGAGUCUCAGGGCACCCGGGCGUCACCACGGCCUCGCUCCGGUCCACGCGGAGAAGACGGUGGAGCUCAGAGAACCUUAGGCCGCCAGGCCGCGCCAACCCCUACGUCGCCUCAGCCGUCCCCGAUAAAAGCGCUGGUCGCCCCCGGGGCCCCUCUCAGGCUCCGGGGUCCGGACUCCGCGGUCCUGUCCGACCUCAAAGGACGACCCCGGAGGCCACGGGCAGCCAGCGGCCCCGACUCCCGGCUCCCAGUCCCUCCAUCCCUCCGGCCCUCCCAUCUGCGCAGGCCGCCCAGCCAACACCACGUUCCCCCUUCCCUUCCAGGCCCCCAUCCGUUACCGGCGGCUAGUAUGGGGAGCCAGGCGGCCGGAGCUGCGCAGGCAGUGACUCAGGGCGGCAGCGGCAGCGGGUGGAGCAGGAGGCGGCGCCGCGAGCAGAUGGCGCUAAAAAAGACCCAAGAGCCCGCCGCUCGCGCUCAUAUACAAUUAGCGUCAGCACGUAGGGCCCUUUCGCCGCCCUCCCCCCGGCCUUGUAGUCUCCCAGCAACGCAAGCGAGAGGCGGGUCCAGGCCGGGUUGCCUAGCAACUGAACCGUCCUUCUUCCCCGGCGACCUCCAUACCCCCACCGAGGACUCCUGCAGCCCUGAGACCCAGGCGCCGCGUUUGGGCUCCUCUGGUUCCCGCUGGUGUCUAACCUCCUCUGUUAAGCACCCCACCAUCUCUUUUCUCCCUGCUGAGCCGGAAAGGAAAUUUCAACCCCAUCAGAUGUGGGGAAGGCUUGGCCCGCGUGCCCGGCGCCCGGCCCGCCCCGCCCCCUUCGGCGUUGUGCUGGGAACGCUGAGGGCGGGCGCCAGUCGCCUGGUCCCUCGCUCGCCGCAGCCUAGACGGCGGGCGCUCCCUGUCAAGGCCUAAUUCCUGCAACUCGCCGGCCCCCGGUAACCAUUUUCCCUCCCCGCCUAAGAAAAACAGUUUUUUCCUCUAGACCACUUCGGCGGCCUCUUCUGCCAGUUUUGCUUCUCCUAUGCCAGCGGGUCUCCGCGCCUUUAGGGGAUGCUCGUCAUCCUUUGCCCCCCACCCCCCCGCCACAUCCUUGUAACUGAUGUACAGUCCAUCAGUUCGGCUUCACUUCUUUUGACGGAUGAAAAUGGCAUAUUUGUGCAUUCUCUGGAUGCGUUAUAAUGAGGACACUCAGUACGUCCGUUGUUUCAUCUUUCUGAAAAACCUAUUCCUAUACACCCUUCUCAACACUGAUGUAAUGCUAACAAGGAGCGUAAUAGCAUCAAUAAUGGAUCUUCAGGAAGAACCCGCUAUACAUAAACAAGAUCUUUGUGGUAGCAGAAUUUCUGAGACAAAAUUGAGAAGUUAGCUUUUGUGAUGGUUUUUAUCCUACACCAGAGAGCCUCAUCAAUUUUCGGCACUUCACGCACAAAGGCUCUGGAUUUUUUAGGUUUCACCACCCCCCCCCCCAUACCAACCCCUGUAACUUAGGUGUUAUCAUUACUAGUACAUAUGCUCUUUCCCCCUUUUCUCCAGCUUCCUCUUCUUUUUUCAGUGUAUCCUAGCCAAUCUAAGAAACUAAACAAUAAAAUAUUUCUAC
Molecule: messenger RNA, 1747 nt
Organism: Pongo pygmaeus (Bornean orangutan)
Lineage: Eukaryota; Metazoa; Chordata; Mammalia; Primates; Hominidae
Product: nascent polypeptide-associated complex subunit alpha, muscle-specific form-like
Exons: 4
Coding region: 1-1062 (353 amino acids)
Source: RefSeq, a predicted model, not a curated record